Molecule: messenger RNA, 2901 nt
Organism: Symbiodinium sp. CCMP2456
Lineage: Eukaryota; Dinophyceae; Suessiales; Symbiodiniaceae
Source: the annotation of a GenBank genome assembly
AUGGGUGGCGUGCAUUUCAUCGCGAAAUGCUGCUAUGAUACGAGCUACAACUCGCGGGCCCAGUCGGGCAACAAGACUGUAAUCCUGGCACACGGGAUUGCCGCCUGUUCCCUGCAGAAUCGGAUCAAGCCCGGCACUGAUGCAGGGUGUUAUCUGCCGUGUUGCAGAAGCGAGGGUUGGAAUACCGCCUGGGCAUCGAUCGAGGCGGUGGUCACCUCCCCCGAGCUUCUACGAAAUACUUUAGAGCUGGAGCAAACACCUGGCAAGCUCAAAAGUGGCCGUGAGGUGUUCGUCACCAAGGAGCAGGAUGGGGUUGAGGUUCGACCAUAUCCUGGCUUAGAUGGAGUUGCUGCGAUCAACCCAUCCGAGGAAGUCAUGAUUCCUGUUUUGUAUGAGUUGAUCGAGAAGCUCGUAGACCGCUUUCGACUCCAAUCUGCGAGUUAUGACUGGCGACGAUGGGGGGACCUGAGCUUCAUGGAGUGCUACGCGGAGUCUUUGGCAAAACAGGUAGAAGAAGAGUUCACGCUUACGCAGCAGCCUGUUACGUUGAUUGGUCACUCGAUGGGCUGUUCCGUGCUUCUUUACGUUCUGUCGACCAUGGGCGGUGCAUGGCAGCGGAAGUACCUGGACCAGGUCAUCUUUAUCACACCCGUCAUCAUGGGCUGCCCGAAGGGAUGUUCAGCCUACGCGCAUAAUCCAAUAGGCAUCAUUUCAGGUCUGGGCACUCUCCCCGAAGGAAUCGAAAAUUUCUGGAAGAAGGCCACCAUCUCCUCACCUGCCAUGGGCUGCUUGCUUCCCCUCACCGUUGGAGACACAGAAGCUUUUGAUCCGCAUCACAAGAUCGUCGUGACGCCAGAGCGCGGUUACACGGCCAAAGAGAUCAAAGAGUUUGUCGGAGACUUGGAGAAGGCUUUGGGAAAAGACGCCGCGCGCUUCGACUUCUUCCCUUAUGCUCAGGAGGUCUGGUCGAGUCUCCAGCCUCCGGCCGUCCCUUCACAUUUUCUUUAUGGCAGAAACAUGGACACCGUCAACCAGCUCACCUUCGAAACUGCAGAUUUUCAGGAUAUCCCAAAAAUAUCCCAGUAUGUGCCGGGCGAUGGAACAGUCACGGCAGCCAGCGCUGAGAGGCUACAAGCUGGAUGGGUUGAGAAAGGUGCCUCUGUCUUCCUUCAUGGUGCCCCUCCGGGCUGCCACGACGAACACCUGACAAUCGUGUCCUCUCCGUGGCUUCUGGACCUAGUGUCAGUGGACUUGAAGUUGGAGGCAGACCGGUUUUGGAAUGGUUUCGAUGAGUACCUGGAGCAGGCCCACCCUGGACACCGGCGCCAGCUUCUCCGAAACGAAUUCAUGGAGUUCCACCGAGGCAUGGUCGAAAAUCCCAACCUAGACGAGCUGGAGGACCUGGCGAAGAAGAUCCAUGAUUACUUUCAGGAAGAUGAGAUGAAACGAGCUGUUCAACUGGCUGAAGCUGCGAGUGCAGCAGGAGCAGACUCCUCACAGAAUUCCACUGGACUGGACGUAGCCAGCGACCUGGCGGAGCUGGGAACCCUGCAGGAGGCUUUCAGCAACAGCUUCCUAAUGAUCUUGGUCACCGAGCUGGGUGACGGCCCAAGAGCCAGAGCAGCCUUCAAGCUGUCGCCAGUCAGCAAAAGAGACGUUUGGUCGCAUGCUGACGAUGUGUUCGGCCUUUAUGGCUCAAGCAGCUGCAAUCGUCGGCAACGAAGUAGUGCAGCCGGUGAGUGGACUCGUGUUGAAGCGCGGUUGAAGCUUCCUGCUUUCUCGCAGCUGGUGUUUGAACACCCGGGUGUCUACCUACAUGCUGGCAAACGUUCUGCAUCGUGGUGGCUUUCUAAGCUGAGCCGCAGAACUCGGGGUGAUCCACCUGAGAAGGUGGCCGAGGUGCCCCCUGAUGUUUGGAUUCCCGGGACGAUGCCAGAUGCUCCGGACAUACCCAGGUGGAGACUGGAAAUGUUCGAGGGUCGGUUGCUGCUGUCGCUCAGCUGCGAUUUGUUGCACGAGUUAAGGCAAGUUCUUCGCAGCUCCUUCGCACACGAGCAGUCCGGUGGUGGCACCACGGACGUGAGACGGCCCAUACGUCCGGAUUCGCAGGAUUCUGCCGACCUGGACCCCAUCCUGGCCCUUGAUGACUUCACCGUGGCACUGCCAGACGGAUUUCCGGAUCAUGCCCAUCGUGGCUUUAUCACCAUGACCUACCUGCUGCCGUCUUCUCCGGGAGCCCUUUCGCACGAGGAUUUCCUAGGCAAUGCAGGCAUUCUUCAGCCCGGCGAUGCACAGUGGAUGACCUGUGGACGCGGGAUCCUACACUCCGAGGUGCCUGACAGCCGCUUCUUCGCACGGGGGCUUCAGAUGUGGAUCAAUCUGCCUGAGCAGGAGAAGAUGGUUGCUCCUGGGUAUUUGGAGCUGCCCCGAGGCAAGCAGCUGCGUGUGGCCGUGCCGGGCAUCACCGCGGCCAUCCUGGCUGGGAAGGCUUUGGGGCACUGCCAGGAGGGCACUCACCAUGGCCCUGGGUUGGCGGUCCACUUCACCAUGGAGCCCUUUGCGCUCCUCCACCAGUUGAUUCCAGAAGGACAUUCAGCCUUCAUCUACACCCUUCUGGGCCAAGUUCUGGUUGCGGAUGUGACGGCAGAUGCGAACCAUUGCCUCGUCCUCAGUGCCGCUCCUGGGGAAGACGGUGUUACCGUUCGCACGGGAUCUUCCGAAGCUUCCUUCUUCCUCUGUGCGGCGAAGCCUUUGCGCGAACCGGUCGUGUGGCAGGGACCCUUUGUCAUGUGCAGCGAAGAGCAGAUCCGCCAGUCUAUGCUAGACUACCAGUGCGAUCGGAAUGGCUUCGAGGGGGCGAGCUCGUGGAGCUCCAAGAACAAAUUCAGAAUGGCUCAUUGA